AUGCCUGGCCUUCCCAGAAACUGUCUCGGGGCUGAGCGCCACCAGCGAAGCGAGUCACCGGUUCCCGCGAUAAAACAGGCUGAGCCCAUCGGCAUCCGCCGCCCACCUAGCGAUAACAAAUCACGCCCACUACCCAAGCGCCGUGAAAAGAGGAACGCCUUUCCGUUAUCUUUGAUUGUCCUCUUACACAUCAAAGGAUCCCCGUUGACGCUAAAAGCGCUUCAUGUGGAUGCAGCCCGCAUUCCAUCUUUUGGGCCGCGCAGCACAAUGGACGAGGACCACGGCCCGCAGUCCAUCGCCCCGGCGCACGCACCGCCGGGCCGCCCCCUCGGCGCCCGUCUCCGCGCCGUGCGCCGGGCCUUUACCACGAAGCAGGGGCUCAUCGGCGCCUACGACUACGGCUUCCUGUUCCGGCCCAACCUGCCGUUUAUGCGCCGCUCCGCCUCGCGCAGCCCCUUCUUCGCGCUCAACGACCGCGUGCCCGUGCUGCUCGCCCUGCUGCUCGGCCUGCAGCACGCGCUCGCCAUGCUGGCCGGCAUCAUCACGCCGCCGCUGCUCAUCAGCGGCGCCGCCGGCGCCAACCUCGACGCCCACCAGCAGCAGUACCUCGUCUCGACGGCCCUCAUCAUCUCCGGGCUGCUGUCGACGAUUCAAAUCACCCGGUUUCGGCUCUUCAAGUCCUCCUACUACAUUGGUACCGGCGUCAUCUCCGUCGUCGGCAUCUCCUUCAACCUCAUCCCCGUCGCCCUCGGCGGCUUCCAGCAAAUGUACGCCAACGGGUACUGCCCGUCCGCGCCCGACGGCACGCACCUGCCCUGCCCGCGCGGCUACGGCGCGCUCAUCGGCACCGCGGCCCUGUGCGCGCUCAUCGAGAUCCUCAUCUCCUUCAUCCCCGCGCGCACCCUGCUCCGGAUGUUCCCGCCCAUCGUCACGGGCCCGACCGUCAUGCUCAUCGGCGUGCACCUCAUCGAGAGCGGCUUCAAGGACUGGUUGGGCGGCGCCGGUCCUUGCUCGGACCCGGCGACGGCGACGGGCCUCUUCGCCGCCUGCCCGACCGUCGCCGCGCCGCACCCGCUGCCCUGGGGCUCGGCCGAGUUUUUCGGCCUCGGCUUCUCCGUGUUUAGCGCCAUCCUGCUGUGCGAGCGCUUCGGGUCGCCGAUUAUGAAGUCGACGUCGAUUGUACUGGGCCUGCUGGUCGGGUGCGUCAUCGGCGCGGCGUGCGGCUACUUUGACCGGUCGGGCAUCGACGCGGCCCCGGUGGCGUCGUUUAUCUGGGUGCACACCUUUCCGCUGUCGCUCUACGGACCGCUGGUGCUGCCGAUCCUGGCCGUGUACGUCAUCUGCGCCUGCGAGGCGAUUGGCGACAUCACGGCCACGUGCGAUGUGUCCAAGCUCGAGGUCGACGGCCCCGUGUACGAGUCGCGCAUUCAGGGCGGCGUGCUGGCCGACGGCUUCAACGGCCUUCUCGCCUGCCUCAUGACAAUGACGCCCAUGAGCACCUUUGCGCAGAACAAUGGUGUCAUUGCCCUGACGCGCUGCGCGAACCGCCGGGCCGGCUACGCCUGCUGCUUCUUCCUCGUCGUCAUGGGCGUCUUUGCCAAGUUUGCGGCGGCCAUUGUCUCCAUUCCCUCGUCCGUCAUUGGCGGCAUGACCACGUUUCUCUUCACGUCCGUCGCCGUGUCCGGUGUCGCCAUUGUGGCGCGCGGCGUUGUUUUCACGCGACGGAACCGCUUCAUCCUCACCGCUGGCUUGUCGCUUGGGUACGGCGCUACCCUCGUGCCGACCUACUUUUCCCACAUCUUCACGUACAAGGGCGAUAACAAGUCUCUCAAGGGCUUUUAUGACGCCAUCGUGCUCGUCAUGGAGAGUGGCUUUGCCAUCACGGCGGCCAUGUGCAUGCUCCUCAACUUGACAUUGCCUGAGGAACUGGAAGACGAGAUUAGUGCCGAGGAGACGGAGCUUGAACACAUCGUCAGCGCGGCUGAAGGAAAGGCACAUCCGCAGAGCAAUGCAGAUACAAGGUAG
Messenger RNA from Cordyceps militaris CM01, 2025 nucleotides. Its product is annotated as purine permease. The record is from RefSeq and is a predicted model, not a curated record. The coding region runs from base 1 to 2025 and encodes 674 amino acids. Gene Ontology annotation, cellular component: fungal-type vacuole; membrane. NCBI's taxonomy places the organism in Eukaryota, Fungi, Ascomycota, Sordariomycetes, Hypocreales, Cordycipitaceae. Gene Ontology annotation, molecular function: xanthine transmembrane transporter activity. Gene Ontology annotation, biological process: transmembrane transport; xanthine transport. The transcript has 3 exons.